Messenger RNA from Apiotrichum porosum, 555 nucleotides. RefSeq lists its product as uncharacterized. The transcript has 4 exons. The record is from RefSeq and is a predicted model, not a curated record. Bases 1 to 555 code for a protein of 184 amino acids. NCBI's taxonomy places the organism in Eukaryota, Fungi, Basidiomycota, Tremellomycetes, Trichosporonales, Trichosporonaceae.
AUGGCCACCUCAGCAUCACUCCAACCCCCAGACCACAUGUCUGUCAUCGGCUUUAUCAUCAACGGCGUGCGCUACGGCUCGUACAUUGCCCCCGAGUGGUGGCCAGACGCGGGGCUCACCAUGUGGAUGUUCGUCACUGGCAUGACAGGCGAUGACCUCGAGACAAUGGCAAAACGUCUGAGAAGCGUUCACUGGGAACACGACGAGGGCACGUUCUUCCUCCGCCGACCGGUGGACACGUUGAAAGGAAUCCUUGAUGGCUCAGUCCAAGCAAUGCCCAACCACCCAUGGCGCCUGUGGAACGGUACCCAGCGUUGGGCCUACUUCGUCGACUUUGAGAACGAGGAAUACGAGAUUUGGCGCUACGGCGCAGUCGAGCGUUGUUCAGGCCGCGCAAGUAUCAGCGAUCUGACAUGGGAGGGCUGGUGUGCCAUCCGCCAGCGCAUGCUCGACGCGGAGGCGAACGAUGAAGCCCCGCCUGACAUGGUGGACCCCAUGGCCCUCUCGCACGCGCUUGCCCGCAUGCAGAUUCAACAGUCGGCCAUGAUGGAGUAA